Messenger RNA from Papaver somniferum (opium poppy), 1362 nucleotides. Its product is annotated as probable glucan endo-1,3-beta-glucosidase A6. Lineage: Eukaryota; Viridiplantae; Streptophyta; Magnoliopsida; Ranunculales; Papaveraceae. Gene Ontology annotation, cellular component: plasma membrane. Gene Ontology annotation, molecular function: hydrolase activity, hydrolyzing O-glycosyl compounds. The transcript is spliced from 2 exons. The coding region runs from base 16 to 1362 and encodes 448 amino acids. Gene Ontology annotation, biological process: carbohydrate metabolic process. The record is from RefSeq and is a predicted model, not a curated record.
UCCACAGAUGCAAAAAUGUCGAAUAAAAUCGGCAUAGCUUACGGCCGACUAGGAAACAAUCUCCCAUCACCUGAAGCUUCAGUUCAACUAAUCCAGUCCAUCAAUGCGAGUAGAGUAAAACUCUAUGAUGCAAACCCAGAAAUCCUCCAACUCCUAUCCGGUUCUAAAAUUCAAGUAUCAAUCAUGAUCCCGAACGAAGAAAUCUCACCCAUUUCUACAAACCAAAAUUAUUCCCAUCUAUGGGUUCAGCACAACAUAAUUCCAUACUAUCCCUCAACCAUGAUUCGGUUCUUACUAGUUGGAAAUGAGAUUCUCAGCUAUAGUACUGACCAAGAUCGACAACUCUGGUUUGAUCUUGUUCCCGCAAUGAAAAAUCUCAGACGAUCUUUGAAAAAGUAUGAUCUUUUGAAGAUCAAGAUUGGUACUCCACUGGCUAUGGAUGCAAUUGAAUCAUCAUUCCCUCCUUCUAGCGGGACAUUUAGAUCGGAUAUAACCGUUCCUGUUAUGAAACCACUGUUGCAAUUCUUGAAUCGGACUAAAUCGUUCUUUUUUCUUGAUGUGUACCCAUACUUCCCUUGGUCUGAAAAUCCUAGAGACAUCAACUUAGAUUACGCGCUUUUGAACGAGAAUAACUAUACGUACGUCGAUCCCGUUAGUGGUUUAUCCUACAACAAUCUCCUCGACCAGAUGCUCGACUCGGUAGUCUUUGCAAUGACCAAGUUGGGGUUCAGAAAUGUUCGUUUGUACAUAGCUGAAACUGGUUGGCCGUCUGCUGGUGAUAUCGACCAAAUCGGAGCAAACAUCUACAAUGCUGCAACAUAUAACCGGAAUCUCGUCGAACGGAUAAUAGGCACUAGAACUACUAUUGGUACUCCGGCACGACCAACUUGGGGAAUCCCCACAUUCAUCUUCUCCUUGUUCAAUGAGAAUCAGAAACCGGGACCUGGCACCGAAAGAAACUGGGGAGUUAUGUACCCAGACGGAAAACCAAUCUACGAAAUCGACUUGACCGGGAGUAGACAACAAUCCGAGUACCAAGCGUUGCCAAAGGGGAAUAACAAUGCACCGUACGAGCGUAAGAUUUGGUGUGUUGUUGCAAAUGAAGCAAGGAAUUUGACUAAUGAAUUGGUGUCUGCCAUAUCAUAUGCAUGUGGGCAGGGUAACGGAACUUGUGAUCUCAUCCACCCUGGAAGAGAAUGUUAUCAGCCCAUUUCAGUAGUUUCGCAUGCAAAUUUCGCUUUUAGUUCGUUUUGGUCACAGUUGAGGAGUAAUGGUGCUUCUUGUUCCUUUAAUGGACUUGCAAUUCAGACUUCUAGAGAUCCCAGUCAUGGAUCUUGCAAGGUUCCUGGUGUGGCUCUUUGA